CGAGCGGAGCGGAGUGGUGAUCGCCGAGAGAGACGUGAACGCGACGCGGCGGCUGGACGCGAGAGAGAGAGAGAGAGAGAGAGAGAGAGACAGAAGGCCGCACGAGAGUGAACGGUAGUGUGAUUUUCGUCGCCGGAGCGGACUCGAAAGGGUGUGCGUGGGGUGUCUCGGUUCGAAUUUCGUUCGGUCGUCGGGUGGCGGAGCACUCCGGCGGCGCGCAAGCUUAGCGGUGUCCGCGUUAGCGACUCGCGCUCGCCGACACGAAAAUGGCGGGCCUCGGUGUCGGUCUCGGUGGUACGAGCGGAGGCAGCAGCGGUGGCCGCCGUCGACGUUGCUAGUCCUCGCGUCGUCGUCAUCGUUAUUGUCGCGGUAUCGAGAGGACACGAGUGAGUUAGUGCGAUCGGUGAAUCGUCGCAACCGUACGGGAGAUUUCCCGCCCUCCCGGUGUGCUGUGCUCUGCGUGUGUAUCCGCUCUCGCACGCACCACGCUCGCUCGCUCGCUCGCUCACUCGUUCGUCCGUCCGUCCGUCGUUGGGUAGCGUGUCGCGUUGGUUGAAAACGGAACGAGUCGAACGGAACAGCGGAAUAGCGUUAUAUCUGAGUGUUGUGAAUAACAGUUCGACGGCAGUGAGCGGUGGCGGUGGCGGUGACGGCGACGGCGACGGCGGUAGCGGCAGCAGCAGCGGCGGCACGCACAUAGUACUCCGGCGCGCGCGAGAGAGACAGAGACGGAGGACGGAGAGACACACAGGUAGCGACCGUGCGAAUCCCCGGUAGGCAGGCGGGAGGGAGGGAAGGAAGAAAGGAGAGAAAGAGAAAGAGCGGCAAGAGGGAGAAACGGAACGGAGGACGGAGAUAGGGCAAUAGAAAGAGCGAAAACCUCCCCCCUCCCCUCCUCCCCAGAGAACGGACAGAGGACGCACAGGCGGCGAGGCAGACGGGAACGAAAGUUUAGUAGCGGAUCGACGAUGGGCAAACAAACACGAUGGAGUGACUGUGUCGCAAAGUGUUGAUCGCCGUACCAUUCAGGUGACGAGUGAGAGAGAAAGACAGCGAUUACGCGGGGAAACUGCCAGAGAGAGAAAGAGAGACAGAGCACGCGCGCGAGAAAGACAGUUAAUUGGACGAGGGAGGGAGAGAGAAAGAGAGAGAGAGAGAGAGAAGUGCGAGUGCCGCGAUCGGCGGCAGCGACCGCGGGAUUGUAACACACGUUGCGGAGGACGACGAAGUCUUGAUGCCGAUGCCGGCCGAAUACCACGAGGGCCACGGUAACCACGAGAACGCCAAUUUCGCUCUCGGGUCCACGCAGGACGCCAACAACAUGACGGCCAACAUGUAUCGGGUGGGAGAUUACGUGUAUUUCGAGACUGCCACCUCGUCGCCGUAUCAGAUUAGGAGGAUAGAAGAAUUAAAUAAGACCGCGAACGGGAAUGUGGAAGCAAAAGUCAUGUGUUUCUUCAGGCGGAGGGAUUUGCCGUCUACCUUAGUCAUGCUGGCAGACAAACAUCAAUUGGCAAGCGCGGAGCAGCAGAGGUCAGAAUCCCCUGCGAGUACACAGAAUCAGAAACUCGAGAAUCCCGACACUACUAAGGAAAUGACUAAUAAAGAUGGUAUCGGGCCCAAAGUGAUGAUCAAAGGGGGCGGGAAAGGGGGCUGGCUGAAGGCCCCAUUAUCGGAGGCCCAAGAGCCCCAUGGGAUGGAAGAAGGUGUUUCUGGGGGAGUAACGGAAUUAAGUUCUAAGCAACGUCAUCAAAUGAAACACAGGGAACUGUUUUUAUCACGACAAGUGGAGACCUUGCCUGCUACGCACAUUAGGGGCAAGUGCUGCGUUACGUUAUUGAAUGAAACCGAAUCCUUAACGAGCUACCUAAACAAGGAAGAUUCAUUUUUUUAUUGCUUAGUAUUUGAUCCUGCUCAACGUACUUUGCUUGCUGACAAAGGCGAAAUUAGAGUAGGUAAUAGAUAUCAAGCGACAGACAUACCAGCAGUACUGACGCCCGCCGAGAGAGAGGCGGAUUCUCGCAGGUUACAAGAUUUAGAGAGUUUGGUUUGGACUCCGAGACACAAUUUGACAGAUCGUCAGAUCGAUCAAUUCCUUGUUGUUAGCAGAUCAGUAGGCACCUUCGCGAGAGCCUUAGAUUGUUCGUCCUCCGUUAAGCAGCCCUCCUUGCAUAUGUCCGCAGCUGCCGCAUCUAGAGACAUUACUCUGUUCCAUGCAAUGGAUACGUUGCAUCUGCACACCUAUGACUUAUCGAAUGCCUUAGCGUCUCUAGUACCUAGUACCGGCCCCGUGUUGUGCCGAGACGAGAUGGAAGAAUGGAGCGCGUCCGAGGCGAAUUUGUUCGAAGAGGCGCUAGAGAAAUACGGAAAGGACUUCGCGGAUAUACGAGCGGACUUUUUACCGUGGAAAACACUGAAGAAUGUAAUCGAAUAUUAUUACAUGUGGAAAACGACGGAUCGAUAUGUCCAGCAAAAAAGAGUGAAAGCAGUAGAGGCAGAGAGUAAGCUGAAGCAAGUUUACAUACCAAAUUAUAACAAGACUCCCGCGUCAACAACCGCACCUUCUACCGCCACGAUUGUACCUCUGGGCAAUAGUAAUAGCAACAGUAACGGAAAGCCGACCAGUGUUUUGAACGGUAAUAGUAACGGCAGCAUGGUGGGUGACAAUUCUGGGAUACUUAUGGUUGGAGUCGGUGGAAAAUGCGAGAGUUGUCAAGUCGUCCAGAGUCCACAGUGGUAUCCCUGGGGACCACAGAACAUGCAAUACCGUGUUUGUCAAACCUGUUGGACGUAUUGGAAGAAGUACGGAGGACUCAAGAUGCCGUCACGCGCAGACGACGUCGAUCUCGAGAGGAAACGCACCGGCGCCGGAUCGGACGAAGAGAGCAAGGGGAUGGGCGGCGCGCAUAGGCCGCAUCGAUGUAACAUUCCCACCUGUGGCAAGGAAUUUAAACUGAAGGCUCAUCUGAGCCGUCACUACGCGAGCGCGCACGGAGUAGAUAUGCGCGGCGCCGCCGGAAGCGGCGGUGGCGGCGGCGGAUCGCCGCGGCCGGUCAUGAAGACUCGAUCCGCGUUCUACUUGCGCACCCCCUUGGUGGUGCGCGCCGCGCGACGUCUGUGCUUCAUGCAAUUGCGCACACGUCACGCCGCGCGAGCGCCCCAUCAACCGGUGAAUGUCGCACCGUUGCGGCAGCUAUACACCCAGCUGGCAUCCAAGACACCUACAGAAUUACGUAUGCUUGCUCGUGCCGUACGGCCUCGGUCGCGUCCUCAAGUGAUCGACAUCGCCUCGCGUCUGGGCGAUCAUCCUUCACCUCGACAGCCCGGCGACUGGGAUUGGCUGACAUUGACUGCCCCGGCACUACGCAAACAACCCGAUCGAGUCUCAUUUCCACGUCCACCAAAGGCACCGGACGGCAGUCUUUUGUAUGAGAGGGUACCAAACAAGCCUGAAGUGGAUAGGCUCACAUUGACGCCUCCUCAUCCGCAACCUGUCAUGUCUAAUCCGCAAAAUAUCCUGAAACGUCCAAGACCAUUCGACGAAAUCAAUGGUUCUGAUGGUAUCGCCCUGAACGCUGGGCUUCCUUCUAGCGGACCACCUACGAAAAGAGCUCAUCAUCCGCAACAGUUGCACCCGAAACAUGCGCUGGAACAUCCCGCACCUGCAGUUCUUCCUCUCGCACCACCUCUUAACGGCAGAGCUUCUCAUCCACAUACGCUGCCUCACGGUCCACCGCUAUCUCGAAGUAACGCGCGUAAACAGGUCAUGUCGUGGAUGGAUGCACCCGAUGAUGUUUAUUUCCGCGCCACCGAACAGAUCAAAAGAGCUAGAAGAACCCUGGCCUCGGUGGAAUUACGAAGAGCCGCGCGCAAACCGUGGCGCAGAAUGUCCCUCCCCCUGAAUCCGCUUCACCUCCAAAGAGCGGGUCGCCAAGACGAUAUGGUCGUUAUCUUGGAUUGAAUCCGCACAAUCAGCACGAAUACAAUUGAACGAUAUUGUAUGUCGGUUCACUAAUUGCGAGGCAUGACGCUGUAACGCAAUCUUUAAUCAUGUGAAGUACAUAGUGAAGAUCACAGUUUCGUGUAUCGUCAUCGGCAGCUCCGAUGGAUCGAACCAACCAAAAGCGUAAAUUUUAGAGCUGGAAGAUCCUGGUAGCUUCGCAUGAAGGGAUUUCUUUUCUUUCUCAUGGAAGCUGAGCAAGUCGUGUUAAUAGAAAAAAAAAUGGCCUCGCUUGACCGAACGUGCAUGUUGAACAAUCGAGAACAUCGUUGAACUGUAACAACUUCACUACUUACGGAGUACUACUGAAGAAUUAAUGUUCAGCGAACUAAGUCAUUCAACGUGAACAUUUUCUAUCCGUAUUAAUUAUUGUUGUUAUUAAUAAUAAUUAUUAAUAAUUGAAUGUACAUAUACAUUACACACAUAGCCAUACAACACCGACACAUACAGCCUUGCAACACUACAAGUACACGUACACAUAUGCGAUACACAUCACACAAACAUACACGUUCUUAAUAUAUACAUGGACACAUCCAAGUACCGAAAACGAUCGGUACGAAUUUAAUAGCGAUAAAAAAAAAUAUUGGCCGAUACCUACGAAUAAGCUCAUAAAUAAUUGCGCACAGGAAAUACAACAGUGAUACAACUUUUGAAUAACAUUUGGCACAGGUAGUAUACUUUUAAGUAUAAAAUUAUACUUUAAAUAUACUUUAGAAACUAUACCAUAUAUUUUUCAGAAGUUAGUUACUCGAGUGUUGUAUUUUCUGGACACAAUGAAUGUUACGGCCGUGUAGGUAACAGAGACGAAUGUCUGAUCGAAAGCGAAUGCGUAAGGAAGAAAACAAGAGUGCGCGUGAGAGAAUAUGUAAUCGUGUGAGAGAGAAUGAAUUAUAGUGUGUAUGGGAGACAGAAAGAAGGAAUGCUCAUUGUGAAUAUUUUUAUUAAAUUUUCAAGUUUGAUGACUUCCGUCUAAAAAAUUAAUAAAUAAACAUAAGCAUAAGUGAAAAAA
Messenger RNA from Solenopsis invicta (red fire ant), 5009 nucleotides. RefSeq names its product metastasis-associated protein MTA3 (gene MTA1-like). The transcript has 12 exons. Lineage: Eukaryota; Metazoa; Arthropoda; Insecta; Hymenoptera; Formicidae. The coding region runs from base 1235 to 3961 and encodes 908 amino acids. Gene Ontology annotation, biological process: negative regulation of transcription by RNA polymerase II. Gene Ontology annotation, molecular function: transcription coactivator activity; chromatin binding; histone deacetylase binding. The record is from RefSeq and is a predicted model, not a curated record. Gene Ontology annotation, cellular component: nucleoplasm; NuRD complex.